This is a messenger RNA of Petromyzon marinus (sea lamprey), 612 nucleotides long. The record is from RefSeq and is a predicted model, not a curated record. Lineage: Eukaryota; Metazoa; Chordata; Hyperoartia; Petromyzontiformes; Petromyzontidae.
AUGGCGGGCGGGCGGGCGGGCGGGGUGGCACGGCAGGGGACGGGAGGGAACUUUCGGCGCCCAGAAGACCGAGCCAGGGCCGAGCCAAGGUCGACCCACCGCAGAGCCAGGGCCGAGCCAGGGCCGAGCCAGGGCCGAGCCAGAGCCGAGCCAGGGCCGAGCCAGGGCCGAGCCAGGGCCGAGCCAGGGCCGAGCCAGAGCCAGAGCCGAGCCAGGGCCGAGCCAGAGCCGAGCCAGAGCCGAGCCAGAGCCGAGUCAGGACCGAGCCAGGGCCGAGUCAGAGCCGAGCCAGAGCCGAGCCAGAGCCGAGCCAGAGCCGAGUCAGGACCGAGCCAUGGCCGAGUCAGAGCCGAGCCAGAGCCGAGCCAGAGCCGAGCCAGAGCCAAGCCAGGGCCGAGCCAGGGCCGAGUCAGAGCCGAGCCAGAGCCGAGCCAGAGCCGAGCCAGAGCCGAGCCAGGACCGAGCCAGGGCCGAGCCAGAGCCGAGCCAGAGCCUAGCCAGGGCCGAGCCAGGACCGAGCCAGGGCCGAGCCAGAGCCGAGCCAGAGCCAAGCCAGGGCCGAGCCAGGACCGAGCCAGGGCCGAGCCAGAGCCGAGCCAGGGCCAGAGCUGA